AUGGAGCGAAUAUGCAUAGUUGUACUUUUAAUUUUCGUUUGCUACUCCAAAUGUCUGGCCAUAGACUUUUGUAAUAUGACAGAGUGUAAAGGAGUGAGCCAUUUGGGCUGCAACAAUGAUUUGACCUUUCAUAGUAGUUGCAUGCAUAAUUGUAUACUGCUCAAUAUGCAAAUAUAUAAGGAUUACCUGAUCAAGUUACACAAUAAAUACCGUGAAGAUGUGGCGUCCGGAGCUUUAAUGGGUCUGGCUCGAGCUAGUCACAUGCCGGAGUUGCUGUGGCAUUCUAAGCUGGCUCUGAUAGCCGAGUACCAUGUGAAGCGUUGUCUACAGAGGCUUGAGAACUGCAUGGCUGUUACUACGUUUCCCAAUCCAGCUGUUAACUACGGUUCAAGUUGGUUAGAUAUUGCAUCGCUUCCCAGCUAUUCGCGUUCGACGAACUCUGAGAAACUAACUAGUCAAACCGAGCAGUGGAUGCACCAGGUGUACAACCUUGCACAAGGGGAUCUUGGCGGUGAAGUCUAUGAGAUUAAAAACAUACUUAAUGAUAACAACAGCUACGUGGGCUGUGCCGCGGCUGAGGACUAUGAUAAGGUGGCCGAUCGCUUUGUGCUAAUAUGUUACUAUAACCAUCCGCAUGAGCAGAAUCGUCCAAUCUAUAAGAGCGGAAAAUUCGAGGUAAAACACUGUCCUCACGGGGUCAGUGAUAGUUAUCCACAUCUGUGCAAAACGAUUACCGACAUAAACGACUAAAAGAGUACAACUUUCAUUUCUAACAAGCCGCUCCACUCUUGAUGGUUGCCUAAUUAAAUGUGACAGGUACUUGAGAAAUAAAAAAUAUUUGUGGCAAAGUAUUUUCAUGAAAAUUGUUGGGCCUCCAGAAAAAAAUGUGUAAGCUGUGUGUGGAUAGUAACAAGCUGCCAAAGUUAGUCCGAAGAAGUAUUUUCCAAAGCAAUUUGUUCGUUAUGAGCCAGAAAAACGUUUCCCCAGCCAAAAGUGCUAGACUCAACUCUAGAGCAACUAUCCUACUUCCGUCCAACUGGAGGACUUGGCUAAAAAGUGCACAAAACUGACGUGAAAUACAUAUAAA
This is a messenger RNA of Drosophila novamexicana, 1087 nucleotides long. RefSeq names its product allergen Tab y 5.0101. Bases 1 to 750 code for a protein of 249 amino acids. The transcript is spliced from 2 exons. The record is from RefSeq and is a predicted model, not a curated record. Lineage: Eukaryota; Metazoa; Arthropoda; Insecta; Diptera; Drosophilidae.